This is a messenger RNA of Penicillium soppii, 645 nucleotides long. RefSeq lists its product as uncharacterized. NCBI's taxonomy places the organism in Eukaryota, Fungi, Ascomycota, Eurotiomycetes, Eurotiales, Aspergillaceae. Gene Ontology annotation, biological process: L-cysteine catabolic process. The transcript is spliced from 3 exons. Bases 1 to 645 code for a protein of 214 amino acids. The record is from RefSeq and is a predicted model, not a curated record. Gene Ontology annotation, molecular function: cysteine dioxygenase activity; ferrous iron binding.
AUGCCUGCCGUCGUCCCUCUACUCCCGCUUAGCACCGGCCUCCCGGCCUACAAACACUACGAACCCCAAUACAACCUCGACGACCUGGUUCGGGAUAUCAAGACAUAUCUAGGAGAAAGUGGCGGUAUCUCCUCGGCAGAUGUGGAUAACGAGUACUUGAUCUCGCUGGCACAAAAGUAUAUCUCUGAUCCGAACGACUGGGCCCGUUAUUUCUACAACGAUACCAGCAAAAACUACACCCGCAAUGCUAUUGAGAAUAUCAACCAGAAAGCAAAUAUCCUCCUCCUCGUCUGGAAUCCCGGGAAAGGCUCUCCCGUCCACGAUCACGCCAAUGCCCACUGCAUCAUGAAGAUCCUUGCUGGCACGCUUCAGGAAACCGUUUACCGUAUUCCUGACCAGGAGUCAGGUCCUCCUGGUCCGCUGGAGAUCAAGUCUGACACGAGGCAUACCAUGAACGACGUGGCCUAUAUCUCUGACGAUAUCGGGUUACAUCGUGUAUACAACCCCAGCAGUGAUCAGGUUGCUGUCUCUCUUCACUUAUAUACCCCACCUAAUGCCGCCGAUUAUGGGUAUAAUGUCUACAACGAAGCCACGGGCAAGGCAUGCUUUGUACCGCAGGCUAAAUCUGUUCCUCAGAAAGAAUGA